AUCAAUAAUUUGAUAUCUACAUUAUAGUCUUCCGUUGAAGUCAGAAAAUAUCAGUUACCAUUUACUGCCUUACCAUACUGAAAAUAAAAAUACACAUUGUGAUGAUGAAUUUUAUGUCACUAAUUGACCAAUAAGAAUACGAGGGUGAUGAUAGAAACUUAUAAACACGUUAACAUAACCAAUGAAAUACGUCUGUCACACAACUAGGACACAGCCAGUAACGUUUACAGUCGUCGUUAAUUUAAUUUUCUACCUUACUCUCUUCUUCUUCUUCCUCUUUUUCUCUCAUAAACUUUUUUUUUAAUAUUUAAUUUUAACAGAUCUGGUGGAAUUUUUAUUACCUAUUGACCCCACACCACUGGAUCUCUCUCUCUCUCUCUCUCUCUCUCUCUCUCUUCUCUCUCUUUAUACAUUCAUCAUCAGUUUUACAGAGUAAAACGAAGGAUCAGUCAUGAAGAAUUGUGAGCGCAUCGCUAAUCUCGCUCUCGCAGGAUUGACAGUGGCACCACUUGUUGUGAGGGUGAACCCAAACUUGAAUGUUGUUCUUACAGCAUGCCUCACUGUUUACGUGGGUUGCUUCCGUUCCGUUAAGGAUUCUCCUCCAACUGAGACGAUGUCGAAAGAACAUGCAAUGCGUUUCCCAUUGGUUGGGAGUGCUAUGCUUCUGUCCCUUUUCUUAUUGUUCAAGUUUCUCUCCAAGGACUUGGUCAAUGCUGUCCUCACUGCUUACUUCUUCGUUCUUGGGAUCGUCGCUCUUUCGGCGACAUUGUUACCUGCAAUCAGCAGGUUUCUUCCAAAACCUUGGAAUGACAAUCUUAUCGUCUGGCGUUUUCCCUACUUCAAAUCUUUGGAGGUAGAGUUCACAAAGUCCCAAGUCAUUGCAGGAAUCCCUGGAACCUUCUUCUGCGCGUGGUAUGCUUGGAAGAAACAUUGGCUGGCUAACAAUAUCCUUGGCCUUUCCUUCUGCAUUCAGGGAAUUGAGAUGCUCUCUCUUGGAUCAUUCAAGACUGGUGCCAUCCUUUUGGUAGGACUGUUUUUCUAUGAUAUUUUCUGGGUUUUCUUUACUCCAGUUAUGGUUAGUGUUGCCAAAUCCUUUGAUGCUCCGAUCAAGCUUUUGUUCCCUACGGGCGAUGCUCUAAGACCCUACUCUAUGCUUGGGCUUGGUGAUAUCGUCAUCCCUGGUAUUUUUGUUGCACUGGCUCUAAGGUUUGAUGUGUCAAGACGUAGUAAACCACAGUACUUCACAAGUGCAUUUGUGGGAUACGUUGCUGGAGUUGUCCUCACCAUUGUUGUCAUGAACUGGUUUCAAGCUGCACAGCCUGCUCUGUUGUACAUUGUCCCCGCCGUCAUUGGGUUCUUGGCUUCUCAUUGCAUUUGGAACGGUGACAUUAAACCGUUGAUGGCUUUCGAUGAAUCCAAGACUACUGAGGGAGAGGUUGAUAAAGCCCAUGAAGAAUGAAGACAGUGGAGAAAGAAGGGCAGAGGAGUAACAUUUAUACACAUAAAAUGUGUUUUUAUAUGUAUGGAAGAAAAAAAAAGAGAUGGAAAACAUUUUUUUGUUUCCAAUGAUCAUCAGUCCCUUCAAAAAUAGUUCUCACCCUUUUUUUGUUCUUUUUAGAUUUUCAAACAUCUUCUUGCAAAGACUUAUGUAAGUUAUACAAGUUACAACAGGUUUUUCUUUAACUUUUAAAGAUACUACUACUAGGUUUUGUUUCCUUUUACUUCA
Molecule: messenger RNA, 1726 nt
Organism: Brassica rapa (field mustard)
Lineage: Eukaryota; Viridiplantae; Streptophyta; Magnoliopsida; Brassicales; Brassicaceae
Product: signal peptide peptidase
Biological process (GO): membrane protein proteolysis
Cellular component (GO): lumenal side of endoplasmic reticulum membrane; cytoplasmic side of endoplasmic reticulum membrane; membrane
Molecular function (GO): aspartic endopeptidase activity, intramembrane cleaving
Source: RefSeq, a predicted model, not a curated record